Molecule: messenger RNA, 3950 nt
Organism: Maniola jurtina (meadow brown)
Lineage: Eukaryota; Metazoa; Arthropoda; Insecta; Lepidoptera; Nymphalidae
Gene: RhoBTB
Product: rho-related BTB domain-containing protein 1
Exons: 20
Coding region: 432-2615 (727 amino acids)
Biological process (GO): small GTPase-mediated signal transduction
Molecular function (GO): protein binding; GTPase activity; GTP binding
Source: RefSeq, a predicted model, not a curated record
GACCGCUAGUCUAAUUAUGGGCUAUUGACCACGAAACAAAAGUGAUAUGAAGGCAAUAAUUUGAUAGUGCGGACAUUGAAACAAAACUGCCUUAUGAGAGUUCAUUGACUCGAUGAAAAUUGUCAAUAGCAAUAUUAAAAUGUGCUCGGCCAGCUUGCUUGCAGAUCUGCGCAGGGGGUUCAUUCAUAAAACAUGCGCAGAACACUGCAUUGCUACAAAAUCAACUUCACUCUGUAAUCGUUCGGGAUAGAUAUCGGCUAUAUUUUCAUUAAUACCUAUUAAAAUUAUACUUAAUGCCGCUGCGUUAAUUCGUGAUAAACUUGUUUAUUGUAGUGAGCAAUAAAGGUGAAAAUGAUCAGAUGAUCUUCAUGAUUCAGAUAAACUUUGGUUUUUAGUGUGUGGACGGAUUCAUUAUUCACUGGAAUCGCAUUAUGGACAACGAACAACCCCAUCAAGAAUUGGUGAAAUGUGUGGUAGUUGGAGACACAGCAGUGGGCAAGACGCGGCUAAUAUGCGCGCGCGCAUGCAACAAGCACGUCUCCCUGUCGCAGCUGAUGACCACGCACGUGCCCACAGUGUGGGCGAUCGACCAGUAUCGGAUCUAUAAAGAUGUAUUGGAGCGAUCUUGGGAAGUGGUGGAUGGUGUCAACGUGUCCCUUCGACUCUGGGACACUUUUGGAGACCAUGAAAAGGACAGGAGAUUUGCUUAUGGAAGGUCCGAUGUUGUACUACUGUGUUUCUCAAUCACCAAUCCAAUAUCAUUGAGGAACUGUGGAGCGAUGUGGUAUCCAGAAAUAAGACGCUUCUGUCCAAACACACCAAUUUUACUCGUGGGAUGUAAAAACGAUCUUCGCUACAUGUACAGGGAUGAAACCUACUUGAACUAUUGUAAAGAUCGGAGCCCUUUCAUCAGGGCUCCAAGAAAAAGCGACUUAGUGAUGCCAGAUCAAGGCCGCGCCUUGGCUCACGAAUUCGGCAUAUACUACUACGAGACUUCAGUAUUCACUUACUACGGUGUUAACGAAGUUUUUGAGAACGCAAUCCGAGCAGCUUUGAUAGCGAGGAGACAACAGAGGUUCUGGAUGACAAAUCUUAAAAGAGUACAGAGACCACUUUUACAGGCUCCCUUCAGACCUCCCAGGCCCUUAGAGCCCGAAGUGGUUAUUGUGAACAGCGUAUUUUUGGAAAAUAUGACGACUUUAUUAAGACAACAGUAUUUCUCGGAUAUGGUUAUAAUCUGUGGCGCGAAGGGAUUCCCGGUGCAUCGUUUCGUAAUGGCGGCGGCUUGCGAGGCGUUUCACCGCCUGCUCACAACUGACUGUGUGAGCUUGUCCGCGGAACUUGCUAGAAGCUCUAGUGAGAGCAGUAUGGUAAGCAGUAUGGGAGAAGCAACGGCAGGUGAAUUUAACGAAGACACAGAAUAUUUAAUUCGACAAGAUCAAGCGAAGCAAAUGAGGGUUUGGGAUCAAAUCAAACGCCGAUCGUCCUGUCAGAUUCUACCGCUAAGCGACAGUUGUAAGAAACCGCCAGACUUGUACAGAGAAGUGAACCAUCCUGCCAUUAUAUCAAUAAGAGUGGUUAAGUGCGAAAAAAUUCAACAUGCGACAUCGCAAACGCAGACAAUCGUUACAAUGAGCAAGCUCAUAUCACAGACUGUGAUGCAAGAAAUUAUUAACUUCGUUUACACUGGCAUUAUGGACAACACGGCGUUCAAACAACAGUCCGCUGCUAUCGGAAUACUACUGGAAAUCCGCCAAGCGGCCGAGUUACUUGGUUUCCACGAACUGACGAAGCUCAGUCAGUUCAUAUUGGAUCAGCAUCUGCUCUUCGACAAGGGUUUCAUGCAUCAAUUCCAUACGCCACUGCCGCAAAGGAUGCGCGAUAUGUGCGUGGAACAGAACCUGUUCGCAGAUGUAACGUUCGACCUGGACGAUGGGAUACACUUGGCGCACAGGGCCAUGCUGAUGGCGCGGUGCGACCCCAUGAAGGCCAUGUUUCAAGGGCAUUUUAGGGAAAGCACUUCCCGAGUGAUUGCCUUUCCCGGUGUGAAAAUGUACGCUUUCCACAUCCUCCUGUGCUAUAUAUACUCGGACAAAGUGCCUACCGUGGAACCGACUCGGUGCUUAGAACUGCUAGAGCUGGCAAAUAGAUUGUGCAUGAACAGACUGGUCAACCUGGUCGAAGCCAGGGUUAUAGAUACGCUGCAGCAUCAGGACAGAGUCGGCGAGGACGAUCAGGUCGUCGAAAUAGCAUUAUCUUUGCUGGAACCUGUUAAGUUGCACAACGCCCAUAACCUGUCAGAGUGGUGUACGUGGCGUUUAUGCGGCGCUUACGACCGCGUGUGUCGCGCCAAGCACCUCAGCCCGGCCUCCCGAGAGUAUCUGGCUGACAACCGCUGGCCGCCAGUGUGGUACGUGAAAGAGUUUGACUACUACCAGAAGUGUGUCACGGAGCAGUCGAAGGAGACGAAGGAAAUCCGACCCACGACAUCGCUCCAAGCCAACCAACAGACUGGCUGUCUAUGUUUUGCUAGUAAAGGUCGGCGGGAAAGCGGCACGGUGGCGGACGCGACGACAGCGCUGUGCCGCACCGAGCCGCAGCAGCCGCCGCUCUGACAUCUGCCUUACUGGAGAUCGCUCCGGUUCGCGGUUCUCCUGCCAGUGUCGAUGUGCUUCAUGAGUACCAUCCUGACCAUCCUGGUCCUGUUCCACAUCUACACGUAAACUGUACAUACGAGUAGCAUAGCGUUUACCUGCACAAAGGCGGAUACAUACUGAGUUAGAAACUCGUGGAUUUUGGAGAUUUAAACUCUGGCUGCGCUAUUCCGGUACCAGGCUAUUUUUUUUUACAAGAAUAUUAGCUGUUAUAAGUAUAGGUUUUUACAGCUAUACUCACGUAUUUAGUCGAUGUAAGCCCGACUAGUUUCAUCUACUAAAUAGCUGUAACAAACUAUACUUAUAACGGAAAUCACUCACGAUAGUUUACACGUUAAAUUAGCUAUGUUAAUUAUGACUUAUCAACUUUUCCCCUUCAGUAAAGCUUGUGCUAGGAGUAGAGACGACGAUAGUGCAACUGGUGAUGAUUGAACCGUCGAGCUUUCGGAUUUCAGUCCGCUCUUUUAACCUUUGAGCUAUUGAGGCUUCUUUUAUUGAGGCUAUUAGGCACAGUAAUCAACCAUCACCAUAAUAGCUGCGAUUCGCACGUUGUGUCUUCUUUAAACAGCCCCUUAGUUCCAUUAGACUAUAUUUUGAGCUCUUCUGGAGAUCUUUAAGGAUUUCAAAGACCAUAUUGAUGAUGCGACAGUCGCAAACUUGCACAUUUUUUUAUUUCUUUAUUUACAAAAAAUGUUAAAAUAUUGGUGUAAUCCCAAACACAUUUGAAUUUUUUCGUACACCGCAAAAUUAUCUAAGUAGAAAUAUCUAACCGACUUAUGCCUAUUGCGUUGAAUCUCAAAUAUCGUAAUAAAGCAGACGCGCUUGUCACGUACGAUACUAAAAUUUCGACCUCGUUUUAAAAUUAGCAUUGAAAAUGAAACCGGAUUGGCGUAGCCCGGGCUUAAGAGUUUUGGUCUUUAUGACCAGAGCAUUGGUUGCCAAAAACUAGUGAAAUCAAUUCCUGGCAACUGGGUGUUGCUGUUUAUUAUGUAUUAAUUAAUAUAGUUACAUAAGAGUAUGUAUUUUAUUUAAAAGGUACGGAUGAUUGUAUGGAAAUUAAGCAUUUCUGAAAAAUGUUGUUUUAUCUUAUGUUGAGCCAAUGUUUAUAUUCAAGCGAAUAUGUUCGUAGUUUAGUAAUAACUAUAUAUGUCCUGCUUUGUUUUGCUACAAAAAAAGAUUGUUUUUCGAACUCUGCACCAAAAGCUAUGCUUUCUGUGGCAUGAUAUAUUUUACAAUCGUUCACACAGGCUGCGUAAGCGUAGAUGUAGCGCGUACCAUUGCGUUGUAAUGUAUGGA